Lepisosteus oculatus (spotted gar) is the source of this 11232-nucleotide messenger RNA. It is a transcript of the gene fbn2a, whose product is annotated as fibrillin 2a. The record is from RefSeq and is a predicted model, not a curated record. Gene Ontology annotation, molecular function: calcium ion binding. NCBI's taxonomy places the organism in Eukaryota, Metazoa, Chordata, Actinopteri, Semionotiformes, Lepisosteidae.
AAAACCUCAGACUAUUUUGUUCUCUUCCAAGCUCAGAUCGUUUCCGAGUGCUGAGGUGUUCAAGCUUUUUGUAAACCUGCUCGAUACUGGCUGCUUUUUUAACAACCCGCAAUGGCUCAAAACUGAGCAUGCGAUUCGUGAAAAGCAGAGACCUGUUCGAACAGAUACAGUUUUUCUUUCUUUGAAAUCUUCUUUCUCCCCGAUUUCCCAAAGGCAGAGGAAUUGGUGAAUGGUUACUUUUCGGAAACAACUUGAUACGCUUCUCUGGGCUUAACCGAAAUCAGAAAGAAGCACUUUGCACGGAUUGAAGUAAAACACUGCAGUUCUGUGAACUUGAAGGUUUUGUAUUAUGGGGACUCGGUGGAUUCUACAGUACUUUAUAGGAUCUGUAGCGUUAUCAGCUCUCUCAGUGCUGACAGUAACAGGACAAAUUCCCGCAAACCAUGAAAAAGACCAAUUCAAGGCAGAUGAGGAGAAAAUCUCAGCAUUGAGCAGAGUGAGAAGGAGAGGACAACAAGACUUUCUUAGAGGGCCAAAUGUGUGCGGGUCUCGAUUCCAUUCCUAUUGCUGUCCUGGCUGGAAAACAUUACCUGGAGGAAACCAGUGCAUUGUCCCCAUUUGUCGUAACAGCUGUGGUGAUGGAUUUUGCUCACGUCCAAACAUGUGCACUUGCUCCAGUGGACAGAUAGCUCCAACGUGUGGGUCUAAAUCUAUUCAACAAUGUAACACUAGGUGUAUGAAUGGAGGGUCUUGUGCUGAGGAUCGUUGUCACUGUCAAAAGGGAUACACAGGCACUUACUGUGGACAGCCUGUCUGUGAAGAUGGGUGCCAGAAUGGAGGGCGCUGUAUUGGACCCAACCGUUGUGCUUGUGUGUACGGUUUUACAGGCCCACAGUGUGAAAGAGACUACAGGACUGGACCUUGCUUUAUGCAGGUGAGCAACCAGAUGUGCCAAGGUCAGGUCAGUGGCAUCGUGUGCACUAAGACGCUGUGCUGUGCCACCAUUGGCCGGGCCUGGGGCCACCCCUGUGAAACGUGCCCAGCUCAGCCUGAGCCCUGCCGUCGGGGAUUCAUCCCUAAUAUUCGAACUGGCGCCUGCCAAGAUGUUGAUGAAUGCCAGGCCAUCCCAGGCCUUUGUCAAGGUGGAAACUGCAUCAAUACAGUAGGUUCCUAUGAGUGCAAGUGCCCAAAAGGCCACAAGCAAAAUGAGAGGACACAGAAAUGUGAAGAUAUUGAUGAGUGUAGUACACUUCAGGGUGUGUGUGAUGGAGGUCAGUGCAUCAACACAGUCGGAGGUUAUUCCUGCAUUUGCCCACCUGGCUAUAUGCAAUCUGCUGAUGGCACUCGAUGCUUUGACAGAAGAGGAGGGACCUGCUUCUCCAGCCUGGUGAAUGGGCGCUGUGCUCAGGAGCUGACUGGACUCCUCAGUAAGAUGCGGUGCUGCUGUGAGUUGGGACGCUGCUGGGCCCUGGGCUCUGUGCCAGAAAUGUGCCCCGUUAGGGGUUCAGAUGAGUAUCGGAGGCUGUGCAUUCAAGGCAUACCUUUAGGAGGCUUCCCAGAAGUGGAUCCUGGAAUUACAGGUGGAAGAAUAAAUCAUUUUGUGCCCAGUGAGCUUGAUCCCACAAUCACUGGAGAACGAGUCCAAACCGGCCAACUUCACAGGCCACUCCCAGAUUUUGAAACUCUAAACCAAACAGUUGACAUCUGCCAGAGAUUCACCAACCUGUGCCUCAAUGGGCGCUGUAUUCCUGUCCCUUCCAGCUAUCGCUGUGAAUGCAACAUGGGAUUCAGACAAGAUGUGCGGGGGGAAUGUACUGAUAUUGAUGAGUGUUCAUCUAACCCCUGUACCAACGGGGACUGUGUGAAUACUCCUGGUUCUUACUACUGCAAAUGCCAUUCAGGCUUCCAGAGAACACCCACCAAACAGGCCUGCAUUGACAUCGAUGAAUGUCUGCAGAAUGGAGUCCUGUGUAAAAACGGGAGAUGUGUGAACACUGAUGGCAGUUUUCAAUGUAUCUGCAAUGCUGGCUUUGAGCUGACUCCUGAUGGAAAAAACUGUGUUGACCAUGAUGAGUGUGCUACCACCAACAUGUGCUUAAAUGGAAUGUGCAUCAAUGAGGAUGGGAGCUUCAAGUGCAUCUGCAAGCCUGGUUUUACCCUGGCAGCUAGUGGUCGUUACUGCAUUGAUGUAGAUGAAUGUCAGACCCCGGGGAUGUGCAUGAAUGGGCGCUGCAUAAACACUGAGGGCUCUUUCAGGUGUGAGUGCCUGGCAGGCCUGGCGGUUGGAGUUGAUGGCAGAUUCUGUGUGGACACUCACAUGCGCAGCACUUGCUAUGGAGCCAUCAAGAAAGGCGUCUGUGUGCGUCCAUUCCCGGGAGCUGUCACCAAGUCGGAAUGCUGCUGCGCCAAUUCAGAUCACAGCUUCGGGGAGCCAUGCCAGCCCUGUCCAGCUAGGAACUCAGCUGAAUUUCAAGCUCUCUGUGGUAGUGGAAUUGGAUUUUCAGUGGAAGGAAGAGAUAUUAAUGAGUGUGCGCUGAACCCUGACAUUUGCCCCAAUGGAGUCUGUGAAAACCUUCGAGGCAGCUACCGGUGUAUCUGUAACUCUGGCUAUGAAUCAGACGAAACAGGAAAGAACUGUGUCGAUAUUGAUGAGUGUUCAGUCAACAGGCUACUCUGUGAUAAUGGACUCUGCCGAAACAUGCCAGGCAGUUACAGCUGUACCUGCCCCAAGGGUUAUGUUUUUAAACCAGACUCGGAGACGUGUGAAGAUAUCAAUGAAUGUGAAAGCAGCCCCUGCGCUAAUGGAAUCUGCAGAAACAAUGCAGGGUCUUUUGUUUGUGAAUGUUCUGCUGGCAGCAAACUGGAUUCCACAAGACUGAUCUGCGUGGACAGCUUAAAAGGAACGUGCUGGCUCAAUAUCCAGGACGGACGUUGUGAGGUGAACAUCAACGGAGCAACACUGAAAUCUGAGUGCUGUGCUACUCUGGGAGCAGCGUGGGGCAGCCCCUGUGAACGAUGUGAGAUAGAUACGGCAUGCUCACGAGGGUUUGCGAGAUCAAAGGGUAUCGUCUGUGAAGAUGUGAACGAGUGUGAAGUUUUUCCAGGAGUUUGCCCCAAUGGACGCUGUAUAAACACUAAAGGCUCCUUCAAGUGUGAGUGCCCUGAAGGGCUCACAUUAGACGGAACAGGUCGUUUGUGUGUUGAUGUGCGGCUGGAGCACUGCUACCUGACAUGGGAUGAGGAUGAAUGCACUCUGCCCAUUCCGAGGAAGUUCCGCAUGGAUGUGUGCUGUUGCUCCAUUGGCGCAGCCUGGGGCUCAGAGUGUGAAGCUUGUCCCCAGCCAGGGAGCAGAGAGUAUGAGGCUCUGUGUCCCAGAGGCCCAGGCUUCGCCAACAGAGGGGACAUUCUCACUGGGAGGCCCUUCUACAAAGAUAUCAUUGAAUGCAAAGUGUUUCCCAACAUCUGCACCAAUGGCAAAUGUCAAAACACUAUUGGCAGCUUCAGGUGUCGGUGUGACAGUGGAUUUGCAUUGGAUACAGAGGGAAGAAAUUGCACGGACAUUGAUGAAUGCCGUAUCUCCCCUGACCUGUGUGGAAGUGGUACGUGUGUCAACACUCCAGGCAGUUUUGAGUGCGAGUGCUUUGAAGGAUAUGAAAGUGGUUUCAUGAUGAUGAAGAACUGUAUGGAUAUUGAUGAAUGUGAGCGGAACCCGAUGCUGUGUAGAGGAGGUUCCUGUGAAAACACUGAAGGCAGCUACAGGUGCAUCUGCCCUCCUGGCCAUCAGCUGUCUCCCGGUGGAGAUGCAUGUAUUGAUAUCAACGAAUGUGACCUCAGUGACAGCCUCUGCAGGAAUGGGAAGUGUGUGAACGUGAUCGGUACAUACCAGUGCUCCUGCAACUCUGGGUACCAGGCUACUCCUGACAGGCAGGGUUGUGUUGAUAUUGACGAGUGUACAAUUGAAAAUGGAGGAUGUGACACCCACUGCACCAAUUCAGAGGGCAGCUAUGAGUGUGCUUGCAGUGAUGGCUAUUCCUUGAUGCCUGACCAUAGGAGCUGCACAGAUGUCGACGAAUGUGAAGAUAACCCUGACAUAUGUGAUGGAGGACAGUGCACCAACAUUCCUGGAGAGUACCGCUGCCUUUGUUAUGAUGGAUUUAUGACGUCUAUGGAUAUGAAGAUCUGUGUUGACGUAAAUGAAUGUGAUCUGAAUCCAAACAUUUGCAUGUUUGGGGACUGUGAAAACACCAAAGGAUCCUUUAUCUGCCACUGUCAGAUGGGUUACUCAGUAAAGAAAGGAACUACAGGCUGCACAGAUGUGGACGAGUGUGAGAUUGGGGCUCACAACUGUGACUUGCAUGCUUCCUGUGUCAAUGUGCCAGGGAGUUUUCACUGCGCCUGUCAAGAGGGAUGGGUAGGGAAUGGCAUAAAAUGUGUGGAUCUUGAUGAAUGUGCUAAUGGGACACAUCAGUGCAGCCCCAGUGCCAAGUGUCUAAACAUACCUGGAUCAUAUCGCUGUGCUUGUGCAGAGGGGUUCUCAGGAGAUGGCUAUACAUGUUCAGAUGUGGAUGAGUGUGCAGAGAAUGUGAAUCUCUGUGAGAACGGACAGUGUCUGAACACCCCGGGAACGUACCGGUGUGAAUGUGAAAUGGGCUUCACGCCAGCCCCAGACAGCAAGUCCUGCCAAGAUAUUGAUGAAUGUACCUUCCAGAAUAUAUGCGUAUUUGGCACCUGCAAGAAUUUGCCAGGAAUGUUCAGAUGUAUUUGUGAUGAUGGGUAUGAAUUGGACAGAUCUGGUGGAAACUGCACAGAUAUUGAUGAGUGCUUGAAUCCCAUUAGCUGUGUAAAUGGCUUGUGUAAGAACACUGCUGGAUCUUAUGAGUGUAACUGCCCACCUGACUUUGAGCUGAAUCCAACUGGGGUCGGUUGUGUUGACACCCGUGUUGGUAACUGCUAUUUGGAGGUUGGUUUCCGGGGUGAUAAUGGGCUUUCCUGUAGCGUGGAGAUCGGCGUUUUGGUUAGUCGCUCUUCCUGCUGCUGCUCCCUGGGAAGAGCCUGGGGAAACCCCUGUGAGCACUGCCCAGCUGUCAACACAACUGAGUAUAACACGCUCUGCCCAGGAGGAGAAGGGUUUAGAACCAACCCCAUUACAAUAUUAUUGGAAGAUAUUGAUGAGUGUCAGGAGUUGCCAGGUCUGUGCCAGGGAGGAAACUGUAUCAAUACCUUUGGCAGUUUCCAGUGUGAAUGCCCAUCUGGCUACUACCUCAAUGACGAGAGUCGGAUCUGUGAAGAUAUUGAUGAGUGUAUCACCCAUCCUGGAAUCUGUGGUCCUGGCACAUGUUACAAUACUCUGGGUAACUACACAUGUGUGUGCCCUCAGGAGUACAUGCAGGUCAAUGGUGGAAACAAUUGUAUGGAUAUGAGGAAGAGUUUGUGUUACAGAAACUACAAUGGAACUGCCUGUGAGAAUGAAUUGGCUUUUAACAUCACAAAGAGGCUCUGCUGUUGUGCCUACAAUGUUGGGAAGGCCUGGAACAAACCCUGUGAAACUUGCCCAACUCCUGGAACGUCUGAUUAUCGCACACUGUGUGGGAAUGGAUUUCCUGGAUUCUACUUUGACAUUGAAACUGGAAAAGCUGUGGAUAUUGAUGAGUGCCGAGAGAUUCCUGGGAUAUGUGCCAACGGUGUUUGCAUUAACCAGAUAGGAAGCUUCCGUUGCGAGUGUCCAACUGGUUUCAGCUACAAUGACCUGCUCUUAAUCUGUGAAGAUAUUGAUGAGUGCAGCAAUGGAGAUAAUCUCUGUCAGCGCCACGCAGACUGUAUCAACAGCCCAGGCAGCUAUCGUUGUGAAUGCUCUGAUGGAUUCAGACUCUCUCCCAAUGGCGCAUGCAUUGAUCGUAAUGAGUGUCUGGAAAUUCCCAAUGUCUGCAGCCACGGGGAAUGUAGAGACUUGCUGGGAGGAUACCAGUGUGUCUGUCACAAUGGCUUUAAGGCAACCCCAGACAGGAAGAUGUGUAUGGAUGUUGAUGAAUGUGAACGGCAGCCUUGUGGUAACGGAACUUGCAAAAAUACAGUGGGCUCAUACAACUGCCUGUGUUAUCCAGGAUUUGAGCUUACACAUAACAACGACUGCAUAGAUAUUGAUGAGUGUAGGUCUUCCUAUGGACAACUAUGUAGAAAUGGCCAGUGCAUCAACAGUAUUGGAUCCUUCCAGUGCCUGUGUGAGGAGGGCUAUGAACUUACACCUGAUGGAAAGAACUGCAUUGACAUUAAUGAGUGUUUGACAUUACCCGGAACAUGCUCGCCAGGAACGUGUCAGAACCUUGAUGGAACAUUCCGUUGUCUUUGUCCUCCUGGAUACAUUGUGCAUAAUGACAAUUGUAUUGAUAUCAAUGAGUGUGAUGAGGACCCCAAUAUCUGCUUAUUUGGUUCCUGCUUCAACAAUCUGGGAAGCUUUGAAUGUGUCUGCCGGCCAGGAUUCGUCCUAUCAGAAAGUGGACGCAGGUGUUAUGACACUCGCGAGAGCUUCUGCUUCACCAAGUUUGAAAAUUCAAUGUGUUCAGCGCCUCAGCCCUUUAACACAACCAAGGCUAAGUGCUGCUGCAGCAAGAUGCCCAAAGAAGGAUGGGGGGAUCCCUGUGAGCUCUGCCCCAAAGAACACGAAGUUGCAUUCCAGGAGCUUUGCCCUUUUGGCUAUGGUACUAUUCCAGGAAAAGAAGAUACUCGUGAAGAUGUCAAUGAGUGUGCAGAGAAUCCUGGUAUCUGUUACAAUGGACACUGCAUCAACACAGAUGGAUCGUUCCGAUGUGAGUGUCCUAUGGGAUACACUCUGAAUUACACUGGAGUGCACUGUGUAGACAUUGAUGAGUGUUCAGUAGGUAAUCCCUGUGGCAACGGAACAUGCACCAAUGUGAUUGGGGGCUUUGAGUGCAGCUGUGAAGAAGGAUUUGAACCUGGGCCCAUGAUGACCUGUGAGGAUAUAAAUGAAUGUGGCCAAAACCCUCUUUUGUGUGCUUUCCGAUGUAUCAACACAUAUGGAAGCUAUGAGUGCACCUGCCCAGCUGGCUAUGUUCUGAGGGAUGACAGGAGGAUGUGUAAAGACCUUGAUGAAUGCUCAGAAGGGUUCCAUGACUGUGAGUCCAGGGGCAUGGCUUGUAAGAACUUGAUUGGCACCUUCAUGUGUAUCUGUCCAGUGGGAAUGGUACGCCAGCCAGAUGGAGAAGGGUGCCAAGAUGAAAACGAGUGUCGCACCAAACCUGGGAUAUGUGAAAAUGGACGCUGCGUUAACACCUUGGGCAGCUACAUAUGUGAUUGCAAUGAUGGUUUCCAGUCGAGUGCAACACGGACACAGUGCAUCGAUUAUCGAGAAGGUUUCUGCUUUACUGAAGUGCUUCAGACUAUGUGCCAAAUGUCCUCAAGCAGCCGUAACCCCACAACCAGGUCAGAGUGCUGCUGUGACGGGGGCCGAGGCUGGGGUAACCAAUGUGACCUCUGCCCCCUGCCAGGAACUGGGCCAUAUAAGAAGCUCUGUCCCCAUGGCCCUGGCUACACAACAAAUGGCACAGAUAUAGAUGAAUGCAGAGUCAUGCCCAACUUGUGCAAGAAUGGACAAUGCAUCAACACCAUGGGAUCCUUCAGGUGUCACUGCAAACAAGGUUUUACCUCAGAUAUCAGUGGAACAUCAUGUGUGGAUAUGGAUGAAUGUGUCCAGUCUCCCAAGCCUUGUAACUUCAUUUGUAAAAACACCGAAGGCAGCUACUUGUGCUCUUGUCCCCGUGGUUACAUCCUCCACGAAGAUGGAAGGACCUGCAAAGAUCUUGACGAAUGUCAGACAAAGCAACACAACUGCCAGUUCUUGUGCGUCAAUACCAUUGGGGGGUUCACAUGCAAGUGUCCCCCGGGAUUCACACAGCAUCACACUGCUUGUAUUGAUAACAAUGAGUGUGCCUCCCAGCCUUCUCUUUGUGGUGCAAGAGGAAUCUGUCAGAACUCUCCUGGGAGCUUCAGUUGUGAAUGUCAGAGGGGGUUCAGUCUGGACUCCACUGGACUCAGCUGUGAUGAUGUAGACGAGUGUGUGAGCAACCACAGAUGUCAGCAUGGCUGCCAAAACAUGCUUGGCAGUUACAGGUGCAGCUGCCCUCAAGGUUACAUCCAACACUACCAGUGGAACCAGUGUGUCGAUGAGAAUGAAUGUUCCAACCCGAAUACCUGUGGUGCUGCAUCUUGCUACAAUACUCUGGGGAGCUUCAAGUGUGCCUGUCCAUCCGGGUAUUCCUUUGAUCAGUUUACUACCAGUUGUGAGGACGUGAAUGAAUGCUCUUACUUUAAGAACCCCUGCAGUUAUGGCUGCUCCAACACAGAGGGGGGCUAUUUGUGUGGUUGCCCUACUGGAUAUUACAGAGUGGGACAAGGUCAUUGUGUGUCUGGCAUGGGAUUUGGAAAAGGCCAGUAUCUGCCUCUUGAUGGAGAGGGAGAUGAGGAGAAUGCACUCUCCCCAGAAGCCUGCUAUGAGUGCAAGAUAAAUGGCUUCGGCAAGAAGACUGGCAGGAAGAGGAGGAGCAGCAAUCAGACUGCACUUGCUGAGGACCAACCCAUAAGCUUGGCAAGCUUGGAUAUUGAAAGCCCAUUGAACUUGAAUCUGAAGAUCUCGGAGCUGAAUCCCAAGGAGCACAUCCUGGAAGUCAUCCCAGCCAUCAAGCCUCUCACCAACCAUGUGCGCUAUGUCAUCUCUUCUGGCAAUGAGGAUGGGUUCUUCCACAUCCAGCAGAGAGGGGGACUGAGCUACCUACACACCACCAAGAAGAAAACCUGGCCGGGGACUUACACACUGGAGAUCACCAGCAUCCCUCUGUACAAACAGAAAGAUCUGAAUAAACUAGAAGACUCUAAAGACAGAGACUAUAUGACAGGAGAGCUGGGUGAAAACCUUAGAAUGAGGCUGCAGAUUGAGCUGCAGUAGUAACUUUUCAGCUGUUCCAUUCAGAGAUGAGUUGUUUUUGCUACUCUUCCGGAAUCCUGUUUGUCAUCAUGAACACACUGCAUCAGGAAAAGAAAAAAGAAACUUUGUGUCAGACUUAAAAAAAAAAAACAGAGAUGUCUCACAUCCUUAUUCAGGACUGCAUGACCAAACUCCAUGACAAGGAUGUGCAUGCCGCAUCACGCAGGAGAUAUUUUAUAUUAUUAAUGAGGUAACAGUUGGUUACAUGAUUUGAGAAAGAGCAAGCAAAGUAAUGGAAUUCAGCUCCAGUAAAGUGAAGGGACAAAAAUAUGAGCCUUUUCUCCUUUUUAUCUCCUUUCAACAGUCUAACAUUUGAGGUGUUUUGCUAUUCAUAUUUUUUUAUUACAUUUUUUAAAUUUCUGGAUAAAUAUUUAUUUAAGUGCAGUAACAGGGGAGAAAUUGUCUGGUAAAUUAAACUAAUUUUGUGUGCAGCUUCCAUAUUUUGGACAACUACCCCCAGUUUUAUAUUACAAAGAAUGAGAACUAUUAAGGAGUUAUACAUUCAUUUUUUUUCUUUUUAUGACGUAUCACAGUAAAAGUGAAAAAUGCUAAUGUACAGCCAAUAUUAAGCUAGAAUCACUUCACUGAUAACUUUGCAAAGAGGUUAUUUUUUCCUCGUCUAAUAUUGACUUUUUUCAUUUGUAGUGCCUUUUAUAUAAAAAUCUAGAAUAUCUAUUAUAUCUUACUGAGCCUGAUCACCACACAGCAUUUUCAAAAAAUAGUAUAGCCUAAUCAAUCAGCCUAAGGUCUAAUCAAGUACUUGUUUUUAAAAUCAUUUGUCAGUUUAGCAUUUGACAGAAACUUGUUUCUUAAUGUAGGGUUUUCAGUCUCUGGUAUUUCACAAGAAAUAUUUUUUAAAGGGGUUAAAGUAAUGAAAACAAACACAUAACCCAUUCUUCUCUAUUUAGAAUCCUUCCCUAUAUAGUUCUGGAAAAUUUAAACUUGCCCUGCAGAACGUCAGAUCCCCAUUCUAAUGCUGAAAAGUGUUUGCUCAUAAAUAACUGAACUUUAAUUUGUUGCAUUUGAAAUACAGUUUUUAACACCACGUUGCAAAGCAGACAAUUGUUGUUAACCAAGAUUAUAUUUUGUUGAUAAAAACUGGAUUAAUAAGGUGUAAACAGGCUUCAGUGAAGAAUUACUGUGAGAAAAGCCUGAGCCGUUUUCACAUUUUUCACAUACUGUACACUAUAUUUUUGUAAAGUUAAAUACAGCUGUCAUAAGGUCAAAUACAUUUCUAUUAUAGCAAAAUGCCUUUACUGUUAGUACUGUCAAAACACAGACAGGUUUGUCAGUACUGUAUUUAAGAAUAACCACAACACCUCAUUGUAAGCCAGGUACUUCAGACACAUGAACUCAGUGUUGGCAACUCAGACAAUACUAAAACUGUCCAUAGCUGUUUUCUCUCUGAAGCUCCACAUGGUGCUUGACAUUAAAGGUAGUACUGCUAUAUUUUCAAGGGUUUUAAUUACAAAAUUAACACACUAAAAUGCAAUGGGUAACUUUAAAUUUUGGGAAAUAGACAAUAAAUUACAUUCUUAGUACAUACGUAUUACUGUAGUUAUAUACAUUGUCUUCAUUUUACUAUUACUCUAUAUAGAUGGUAUGUACGUACAAUGGAUGCCUCUUAGAUUCUAGAAUAUUUUACAGUAAAAAAACUGUUGUGUAAUUCAUCAUCAUCCUUCUAAAAGGGAUUUUACUGGUGCUUUUCAGCAAUGGUACUGUGAGACAAGCUCCAUAAAACACUGACUGCAGUUUUACAGUACAUAGCUUUUUUUUACCCACGUUCUGUACAAUGAUACCAAAAAUACUUAGCAAAUGUAAAGAUACAGUGAUUUUAAAACAAUUUGAAAAAUCCUAUCAAAACAGUUUGUUGGGACUGUAUAGUAUAUUUGUUUCAGUAUCAACACUACAAUAAAGUGUUAUUUUGUGUUAAAUGUGUAUUUGUGAAUUAAUCAUCUUUCUGCUAAAAAGAGUAAAACAAAUCAUCCAGCAUAUUUAUAUUAAAUAUUUUGUGUUUUCAUUUCAAAGAGCAGAUGACAUGUUUAUACAGGGAAAACCUUUAAUUCAAAAUGGAGUGAAAAUGAAUUUGAAUGUCCAACCAUGUAUCUUUUCUAUGUCCCACAUGCAACUGAGGUUGGAUAUUUCAAGCCAUAUUUGGCUGGCAAAUGAACUUCUUGUGCCUUUAAUUCAUUUUCACUACAUUUUCAAUUAAAGAUUUUCCCUGCAUAAACAUGUCA